Messenger RNA from Boeremia exigua, 1555 nucleotides. RefSeq names its product FAS1 domain-containing protein. NCBI's taxonomy places the organism in Eukaryota, Fungi, Ascomycota, Dothideomycetes, Pleosporales, Didymellaceae. The transcript has 3 exons. Bases 136 to 1404 code for a protein of 422 amino acids. Gene Ontology annotation, biological process: extracellular matrix organization; cell adhesion. Gene Ontology annotation, molecular function: cell adhesion molecule binding. Gene Ontology annotation, cellular component: extracellular matrix. The record is from RefSeq and is a predicted model, not a curated record.
UUGACUAUAAAGAACGCAGCGAUUGUCUCUAAUCGAAUGUAUCAUUCCAAACUCGCAUUGCAUCUCCUAGCAUUCUUCUGAAACUAAGACUUUCCACACAUUCGCCGCAGUGUAUCUACACAACCCAACUACAGCAUGCAUCUCGCACUUUGGACUUCCCUUCUGAUGGCUGGCUCCUGUCUUGGCCAGGGAGACAUUGCUGCGCUUCUCAAAUCUCAACCUGAUCUCAGCACACUGCUUGAGCUAGUUGGUCUUAUCGACGGCCUCGCUGAUACGCUUGCGACUUCUUCAAAUAUCACGAUCUUUGCGCCGACGAACCAGGCUUUUGCCAACGUGCCUCGCGACAUUCCUGAGGGCGAAGCCAUCGAGUUCCGCAACAACACCAUCGCUAUUGGAGCUCUCCUCGCGAACCACGUCUUCAAAGGGGUCUAUCCCUCGGAUGUCAUCACUAACAUACCGACCUUCGCCCAGACGUUACUCGACAUAUCAUACGUUGAUAAUCGACAGCCCUUCUCUAAUUUCACGGGCGGCGCUUACAAUGGUCUCGUGAAAAACGGCGAUGACGUGUGCGUUCUUUCUGGGGAGCAGACAAUCUCUACCGUCACUGAAGCUGACAUCAAGCUGGGAGGUAUCACAAUUCACAAGGUCGAUACGGUACUCUCUUUUGGAGCACCGUUCCAGCUCUUUACGUAUCGAGCGGGUUACACAGCUAUGAAUGCCGCCUUGGAAACCGCGAAACUGAGCAUUGAAUUUGGGUUGACCGGUGCCGAUCAGCAAGCGCUCAAUCUCUCUGACUACACUAUCUUCGUCCCGACCAACGAGGCCUUUCAGAGCAUUGGCUCUGUGGUUCAGUCUGUAGAUGCCGCAACACUUCAGCAGGUCCUCGCCUACCACAUCAUUCCCAACAACGUCAUCUUCUCGCCUUCUCUGGGCAACGUUACCGUGCCGUCUUUGCAAGGUGCUAAUCUUACAUUCACGGUCCUUCCGGAUGGUUCGGCCUGGGUCAACAACGCGCGGAUUACAUUCGCAAACACGAUCCUGUAUAACGGUGUUGCACACGUCAUCGACAGUGUUCUUGCCCCUGGAGAGUUUGAUCGUGUUUCUCUAAAGCCCUCUGCGCCCGCAGCCGAGCGUGUUGCUUUCCCUAACGCGUCUCCUGUUUCCCAGCUGCCUCUUACGAGCGCUUCGCUCGCUUUUGGCGGAGACUUGAUGACUUUCACCACGACACCGGAGCUGCUCAAGACCAUUGCUGCUGUUGUUGCUACUUCUUCCAGUGCUGUUACCACGGCGACUCGGAGCCAGUCAGCACCUGUUACAGAGUUCACUGGUGGUGCUGGUGGAUUGACCGCUGCGAAGGGUGCCGCACUUGCAGGCGCGGUUGGUUUCGCUGCCCUUCUUGUGUAGGGUAUUCAGAUAUGGCUGUUGGUUUGGAUGGGAGCAGGAUAGGGUCCGGUCCUGGCAAGAGAAGGAAUAAUAUAAUCAAAGGUGUAAUACAUGUAAUCUCUCGAGGGCUUCGGUUUUUUAGCAUUGUAGUGUUCCUUGUCAAUGUAUCGUC